UGGACCUUUAUAGUAACCGAAAACCCUUAUUUAUAUAAAACCCUGAUUUCCCAGCAAAUCCUGACGCCUCCUCUGCUUCUUCUUUGACAACUCUAUCGGUAGGGUUUAGAAGGGUUUGAGGCCAGCAGCCACCAAUGGCUCCCAAAGUAUAUUUUGCAGUUGAGAAGAAGGCAGAUCCAAAGGCACAGGCCUUGAAGGCUGCGAAGGCUGUGAAAUCUGGGGCCACUUUUAAGAAGGCGGCAAAGAAGAUCCGAACAAAAGUUACAUUCCACAGGCCAAAGACCUUGAAGAAGGAUAGGAACCCUAAGUAUCCACGCAUUAGUGCUCCACCGAGAAACAAACUUGAUCAUUAUCAGAUUCUCAAGUUUCCCCUCACAACUGAGUCAGCUAUGAAGAAGAUUGAAGACAACAAUACCUUGGUUUUCAUUGUUGAUAUUCGUGCAGACAAGAAGAAGAUAAAGGAUGCUGUCAAGAAGAUGUAUGACAUUCAGGCCAAGAAAGUGAACACCUUGAUCAGGCCUGAUGGUACAAAGAAGGCAUAUGUUAGGUUAACACCCGACUAUGACGCAUUGGAUGUGGCAAACAAAAUUGGUAUUAUCUAAGCUAGUUGGUUGCUACGUUGUUAUUUUGAGACUUUGAGCAGGAAGAUAUAUUUUUAGCUGUUGAAGUUGUAAUCUUGCUUUACUGCCACUUAGCCUUCUGUGGUUAACUGAAGUAUUUUUGUUUAAUAUGUUAUUUCAAAAAAAAAAAUUGUUUGACAUUGUUCUGUGCUGAAAUGUACUUAUUGCUUCAAAUAUAGAGACUUGAUUUCUUUAGUGAAGUUUCAUAA
Molecule: messenger RNA, 829 nt
Organism: Gossypium arboreum
Lineage: Eukaryota; Viridiplantae; Streptophyta; Magnoliopsida; Malvales; Malvaceae
Product: 60S ribosomal protein L23A-like
Exons: 3
Coding region: 135-602 (155 amino acids)
Biological process (GO): ribosomal large subunit assembly; translation
Cellular component (GO): cytosolic large ribosomal subunit; ribosome
Molecular function (GO): structural constituent of ribosome; rRNA binding
Source: RefSeq, a predicted model, not a curated record